AUGGCUGACUCUGUUGAAAAGGCAGGUGAAUCAUUAAACGAAAUGUCUCAAAAAGCUGACGCAGAAUUAAGUCCCGAGGGUAUACGUUAUGCACAUAAUUUAAAAAAUUUCUUGUUGACUUUGAGAGAAAAAGAAAAAAAACAACGAAUAGAAGAGGGAUGGGGUGAUGAAGACGGAAGAACACUGACUAUAUGGACAUCGCCACGUCGGCGUUCAUACCAAACUGCGAAACCUUUUGAAGAUGAAGGUUAUAUUGUGAAACAACGGACGUCAAUGGCGGAAAUCAAUCUUGGGGAAAUAGACGGGCUAACGGUUGAUGAAAUAAAGGCUAAAUUUCCCGAAGAAUAUGUAAAACAACAACAGGACCUGUACUACCAUCGGUACCCGAGGGCUGAGUCUUACCAUGAUUUAGCUGUCCGCCUUGAGUCUAUAAUUCUUGAACUUGAGCAUGAAAAAAAUGAUGUCUUAAUCAUUGCUCAUGAAACGCGAUGUUUAAUAAUCAAAUCUACUGUUAUUAAACAGGAAAUACCCAGAAAUGUUAUACCUAAAAACUAUUUGAUCGAAAUUAUUCCCUCUGCAUACGGGUGUAGGGAAACUCGAAUGGAGAUUGAAUAUACCGUGAAUCAAAUUGUGCCUUCGUUAACAAAAUCUAACUCUAAUGUUUAG
Messenger RNA from Cetraspora pellucida, 666 nucleotides. NCBI's taxonomy places the organism in Eukaryota, Fungi, Glomeromycota, Glomeromycetes, Diversisporales, Gigasporaceae. The record is from the annotation of a GenBank genome assembly.